Balaenoptera acutorostrata (minke whale) is the source of this 1565-nucleotide messenger RNA. RefSeq names its product tubulin tyrosine ligase like 9 (gene TTLL9). Bases 290 to 1504 code for a protein of 404 amino acids. Gene Ontology annotation, biological process: microtubule cytoskeleton organization; protein polyglutamylation. Gene Ontology annotation, cellular component: cilium. Gene Ontology annotation, molecular function: tubulin-glutamic acid ligase activity; tubulin binding. Lineage: Eukaryota; Metazoa; Chordata; Mammalia; Artiodactyla; Balaenopteridae. The transcript is spliced from 15 exons. The record is from RefSeq and is a predicted model, not a curated record.
CCUAGCUCCUUCGGCCUCGGUUUUCUAGCAGAAACGUGAUGGGGGCUGGACUUUGAUCUUCAGAUUCUGUUUGAGACGCGAAAAAAUCAAAAUUACAAGGGCCAUGGAUUGCCAAAGGGAAAAGAGCGAAUUAUCUAUAUCUACAAAAAAAUCUUACUGGGAUUUUGAUCCCAGGAAUCGCAUUAGAUCUGCACACCAACCUGGGAAGAAUUGACAUCUCUACUCUGCUGAGUUUUCCAAUCCAUGAACACGAGAGCAGAGAGCAUCAAUCCGGUUCAAGACCACUCUUAUGAAUACUCUCAUGGAUGUCCUUCACCACAGGCCAGGAUGGGUGGAAGUAAAGGAUGAAGGGGAGUGGGAUUUCUACUGGUGUGAUGUCAGCUGGCUCCGGGAGAAUUUCGACCACACCUACAUGGAUGAGCACGUGCGGAUCAGUCACUUCCGAAACCACUACGAGCUGACCCGCAAGAACUACAUGGUGAAGAACCUGAAGCGCUUCCGGAAACAGCUGGAGCGCGAGGCGGGAAAGCUGGAGGCAGCCAAGUGCGACUUCUUCCCCAAAACCUUUGAGAUGCCCUGCGAGUACCAUCUGUUUGUGGAGGAGUUUCGCAAAAACCCAGGAAUCACCUGGAUCAUGAAGCCUGUAGCCCGGUCGCAGGGGAAGGGCAUCUUCCUCUUCCGGAGGCUGAAGGACAUCAUGGACUGGAAGAAGGACACAAGAAGUUCUGAUGACCAGAAAGAUGAUAUUCCCGUGGAGAGCUAUGUAGCUCAGCGUUACAUUGAAAAUCCCUACCUGAUAGGAGGCCGCAAGUUUGACCUGCGUGUCUACGUGCUGGUGAUGUCGUACAUGCCGCUGCGAGCCUGGCUGUACCGGGAUGGCUUCGCCCGAUUCUCCAACACCCGCUUCACACUGAACAGCAUUGAUGACCAGUAUGUUCACCUCACCAAUGUCGCCGUGCAAAAGACGUCUCCCGACUACCACCCAAAGAAGGGCUGCAAGUGGAUGCUGCAGCGCUUCCGGCAGUAUCUGGCGUCCAAGCACGGGCCCGAGGCAGUGGAGACGCUCUUCAGUGACAUGGACAACAUCUUCAUCAGAAGCCUGCAGAGCGUGCAGAAGGUGAUCAUCAGCGACAAGCACUGCUUCGAGCUGUAUGGCUAUGACAUCCUCAUAGACCAGGACCUCAAGCCGUGGCUCCUGGAGGUCAAUGCAUCCCCAUCACUGACAGCCAGCAGCCAGGAGGACUAUGAGCUCAAGACCAGCCUCCUGGAAGACACCCUGCACGUCGUGGACAUGGAGGCCAGACUCACGGGAAGGGAGAAGCGAGUGGGAGGCUUCGACCUCAUGUGGAACGAUGGCCCUGUCAGCAGAGAAGAUGGGGCUCAUGACCUGUCAGGGAUGGGGAACUUUGUGACCAACACGCACCUUGGCUGCGUCAAUGAUCGGAAAAAACAGCUGAGGCAGCUGUUCCGCUCCCUUCAAGGCCAGAAGAAAACUCCCAACUAAUCCCCAGCGCAGAGGAGAGCGACCCGGGCAGGUGCCACACCAGUCCUCUCCCUGCUCCCAG